Apodemus sylvaticus (European woodmouse) is the source of this 8040-nucleotide messenger RNA. It is a transcript of the gene Atad2b, whose product is annotated as ATPase family AAA domain containing 2B. Gene Ontology annotation, cellular component: nucleus. The transcript is spliced from 28 exons. Gene Ontology annotation, biological process: positive regulation of transcription by RNA polymerase II. The record is from RefSeq and is a predicted model, not a curated record. Lineage: Eukaryota; Metazoa; Chordata; Mammalia; Rodentia; Muridae. Gene Ontology annotation, molecular function: histone binding; chromatin binding; ATP hydrolysis activity. The coding region runs from base 377 to 4744 and encodes 1455 amino acids.
CAGCGCCCCGCAGCGGCCGCGUCCAGAAGCGGCCUUGUCGGCCCUGCGGCGCCAGAGACCUGACGCACGGAGCUCGAGAGAGAACGAGAGAGAAAGGGGCAGACAUGGCGGCUCCGCUCGGCUCCCGCUGAGGACGGCUGAGCGGGCGCAGGGUCUGUGUGGCCGGCCUGCAGCCUCGCUUCCACCUCCCGCUCCCUGCCUCCGCGCGCCGCCUCUGCCUUCUGUCCCGCUCUAGCCUGUCGGGCCCGCGUCCCAGAGAGGCAACGCGAGCCGGCCCGGCAAGGCUCCGCCGGCCCCUGCCCGCCGGCGGGCCGGCCUUCCUCGCCUCUCCCGGGAGCGGCGGGCGCGGCGUGGACCCGGUCCCCCUGGCUGGACCAUGGUGAACACCCGGAAGAGCUCUCUGCGCCUUCUCGGGUCCAAGUCUCCUGGGCCCGGGCCUGGGCCUGGGGCCGGAGCGGAGCCGGGGGCGACCGGCAGCAGCAGCCAUUUCAUCUCCUCUCGGACCCGCUCUUCCAAGACGCGCGCGGCCAGCUGCCCGGCAGCCAAGGCCGGGGGAAGCGGCGGCGCCCUGGACGAGGCCCGGAAGGCUGAAGUUGACGGAAGCUUAAGUGAUAGCCACGUAUCUCCUCCAGCCAAACGCACUUUGAAACAGCCGGAUUCUGUUUGCAAAGACAAAUCAAAAUCACGAAGUACUGGUCAGCGAGAGGAAUGGAACAUACCAUCUGGUCAGACCAGGUUAACUUCUCAGUCUGGUGCUGCAUUACCAAACGGACAUAGUAGCUUGUCACUUCGAAGCCACCCCCUUCGAGGGGAGAAGAAAGCAGAUGGCGACCUUUCAUGUAUAAAUGGUGACAUGGAAGUCAGAAAAAGUUGUCGGUCCAGGAAAAACAGAUUUGAAAGUGUGAAUCAGAGUUUAUUGUUUGAUCAACUAGUAAAUAGUACUGCUGAAGCUGUAUUACAAGAAAUGGAUAAUAUUAAUAUCCGACGAAAUCGUCGAUCAGGUGAAGUGGAGCGGCUUCGAAUGUGGACAGAUACAGAAUUUGAAAAUAUGGAUAUGUAUUCAAGGGUAAAAAGACGAAGAAAAUCACUGAGAAGAAAUAGUUAUGGGAUACAGAAUCAUCAUGAAGUUUCUACUGAGGGUGAGGAAGAAGAAUCUCAAGAGGAGGAUGGAGACAUAGAGGUUGAAGAGGCAGAAGGAGAAGAAAACGAUAGACCAUAUAACUUGAGACAAAGAAAAACAGUGGAUCGAUACCAAGCACCGCCAAUAGUACCAGCUCAUCAAAAAAAGAGGGAAAAUACACUAUUUGAUAUUCACAGGUCUCCUGCAAGAAGAAGCCAUAUCAGGAGGAAGAAGCAUGCCAUCCAUAGCAGCGACACAACUUCUUCUGACGAGGAGCGCUUUGAGAGAAGGAAAUCAAAAAGCAUGGCGAGGGCGAGAAACAGAUGUUUGCCUAUGAACUUUAGAGCAGAAGAUUUAGCUAGCGGAAUUCUCCGAGAACGGGUAAAAGUGGGUGCAAGUUUGGCUGAUGUUGAUCCGAUGAACAUUGAUAAAUCAGUGCGGUUUGAUAGCAUAGGUGGAUUGAGCCAUCAUAUACAUGCUUUGAAGGAGAUGGUAGUUUUUCCACUUUUAUAUCCAGAAAUUUUUGAAAAAUUUAAAAUUCAGCCUCCAAGGGGCUGUUUGUUUUAUGGUCCUCCUGGUACAGGGAAAACCUUGGUUGCCAGAGCAUUAGCUAAUGAAUGCAGUCAAGGAGACAAAAAGGUAGCCUUUUUUAUGCGGAAAGGAGCGGACUGCUUGAGCAAGUGGGUAGGGGAGUCGGAAAGGCAGCUUAGACUUCUCUUUGAUCAGGCAUAUUUGAUGAGGCCUUCUAUAAUAUUUUUUGAUGAAAUAGAUGGCUUAGCUCCUGUUCGCUCUAGUAGACAAGAUCAGAUCCACAGCUCUAUAGUGUCGACCCUCCUUGCUCUUAUGGAUGGAUUAGAUAAUAGAGGUGAAAUUGUUGUUAUUGGUGCUACAAACAGACUUGACUCUAUUGAUCCUGCACUCAGGAGACCUGGUCGUUUUGACAGAGAAUUCCUUUUCAACCUGCCUGAUCAAAGGGCCAGAAAGCACAUCCUGCAGAUCCAUACCAGGGACUGGAAUCCAAAACUGUCCGAUGCAUUCUUAGGAGAAUUGGCAGAAAAAUGUGUUGGCUACUGUGGAGCUGACAUCAAGGCCCUGUGUACGGAAGCUGCCCUGAUUGCCCUUCGGAGACGUUACCCUCAGAUUUAUGCCAGCAGUCAUAAGCUGCAGUUGGAUGUUUCCUCAAUCGUGCUCAGUGCCCAAGACUUCUACCAUGCGAUGCAGAACAUUGUGCCCGCUUCUCAACGUGCUGUGAUGUCUUCAGGACAGGCGCUGUCCCCUAUUAUAAGACCAUUGCUAGAAAGAAGUUUUAACAACAUCUUAGCAGUCCUGCAAAAAAUAUUUCCUCAUGCAGAAAUUAGCCAGAGUGACAAGAAAGAAGAUGUAGAAAGUCUGAUUUUAGAUGAUAGUGAAGAUGAGAAUGCUUUAUCAAUUUUUGAGAUGAGUUGUCACUCGGGUUCACCAAAGAAGUCACCACCAGCUGCUGCUGUCCCUAAACCUUAUCUCCACUUUACCAUGUCACCAUAUCAUCAGCCAACCUCCUACAGGCCGCGGUUGUUGCUAUCUGGAGAACGAGGUUCAGGACAAACUUCGCACCUUGCUCCAGCACUUUUGCACACACUAGAAAGAUUCUCUGUGCAUCGGCUCGAUCUCCCAGCACUUUACUCAGUCAGUGCCAAAACACCCGAAGAAUCAUGUGCACAGAUAUUUCGAGAAGCUCGAAGAACAGUACCGAGUAUUGUUUACAUGCCUCAUAUUGGUGACUGGUGGGACGCUGUCAGUGACACUGUGAGAGCAACUUUCCUGACACUGCUGCAGGAUAUACCAUCCUUUUCACCUAUAUUUUUAUUGUCUACCUCUGAAACUAUGUACAGUGAGCUGCCUGAAGAGGUUAAAUGUAUCUUUAGAAUACAGUAUGAAGAGGUAUUAUAUAUUCAAAGGCCUAUUGAAGAAGAUCGAAGAAAAUUUUUCCAAGAACUUAUUCUCCAUCAGGCAUCAAUGGCACCACCACGAAGGAAACAUACUGCUCUCCGUGCUAUGGAAGUGCUUCCACUUGCACUACCGUCCCCUCCUCGUCAGUUAUCAGAAUCAGAAAAAAAUCGGAUGGAAGACCAGGAGGAAAAUACAUUGCGAGAACUGCGGCUGUUCCUCAGGGAUGUUACCAAGAGGCUGGCCACAGAUAAACGCUUUAACAUCUUCAGCAAACCGGUGGAUAUUGAAGAGGUUUCAGAUUAUCUUGAAGUAAUCAAAGAACCAAUGGAUUUAUCGACAGUAAUAACUAAAAUUGAUAAACACAAUUAUCUAACGGCUAAAGAUUUUCUGCAAGAUAUUGACCUCAUCUGUAGCAAUGCUUUAGAAUAUAAUCCCGACAAGGACCCCGGAGAUAAAAUUAUUCGGCACAGAGCUUGUACCCUGAAGGACACUGCACAUGCCAUCAUUGCAGCCGAGCUGGACCCAGAGUUUAAUAAGCUCUGUGAAGAAAUUAAGGAAGCAAGAAUAAAGAGAGGCUUAUCAGUGACAGCAGAACAAAUAACUCCUCAUGGUGCUGGUGCCCGCAAGACAGAGAACAGAGUGGAAGAGGCAUUUCGGCAUAAACAGAGAAACCCAAUGGACACCUGGCACAACUCUGCAAAUAAGUGUGCAUUUCGAGUUCGGAGAAAAUCAAGGCGGCGAUCACAGUGGGGUAAAGGAAUUAUUAAGAAAAGGAAAGUCAAUAAUUUAAAGAAAGAUGAGGAAGACACCAAGUUUACAGACUAUGACCACACAGAGGAUAGGAAGUUGCUGGAGAAUGGAGAAUUUGAGGUAAGCACUGACUGCCACGAGGAAAAUGGAGAAGAGACUGGAGACUUGUCUAUGACCAAUGAUGAAUCUUCAUGUGACAUCAUGGAUAUGGACCAGGGUCAGAGGUUGAAUAGUGGAGCGGGCACCAAAGAGAACUUUGCAUCAACUGAAGAGGAGAGUUCAAAUGAAUCUCUGCUCGUUCACAGUAGCAGUUCCCUCAAUCCGGAGCAGACAUCUAAGAAGGAGCCCUUCCUUAAAGGCACCUGCCUAAAUGGUGAGGCUUCCACUGACAGCUUUGAAGGAAUUCCUGUUCUGGAGUGUCAGAAUGGCAGAGCUCUUGAAGUAGUUCCUCUGCCUGAUGGUGGAGGAAAAUCUAGUUCUGAACAAGAGAUUGCUCUGGAGGAACAGCUAAAAGACAAACCAGAAACUUGGAAUGAAAAUCCUGGAGCUGCUCCUGAGAAACUAGAAGUGUUGGAAUGUAGCAGCAGUGAGAAGCCGGAGCCUGGCCCUGAUGGAGAGGGGAAAGAGACAGAGCUGGAUAAAGAAGGUGCUUCUAAAGUAAAAAAAUAUCGUAAAUUAAUUUUAGAGCAGGCAAAAUCAACAAAUCUCGAACUGGUUCCAGAAGAGCCAUCUGAGCCUGUGCCACCUUUGAUAGUUGAUCAUGAGAGACUGCAGAAAUUGCUUGAUUUGUUGGUAGAUAAGAGCAACAACCUGACAGUCGAUCAGCUUGAGAGAUUAUAUUCCCUCCUUAGUCAGUGCAUCUACCGCCAUCGUAAAGAUUAUGACAAAUCUCAGCUUGUGGAGGAGAUGGAAAGGACAGCUCAUAUGUUUGAGACAUUCCUAUGAACUUCUCCUGAUGAGUGGUUUACCCUCUCCAACCUGCUCCCAAUGAGCGGUCUUCUGAGCCAUUCACUUUCAAAUUGCACCAAUUAUGCGCAGAGCCUUGGUGUAAAGUGCUCGCUCACUCAUUCUUUCUCUGUUGAAUUUGGUGCUAUUGUCUCAGGUACCUGAAACCAACCAGCCUACAAGAACCAAACAAAACUUCAGAAACAUGUUGUAUUUUCCACAAAUAAAAAAUACAACCCCACAGCUUGGAGAUUUUGGUGCUACAGAAACUGCUUUCGCUCUGCCCCUCUUUUCUGCACUCUUGGAGAUUCUCUUAGGAUGCAGACCAGCAAACCGGAGGAAACUGAAUGGGGCAGUUGUAACUGUGCUGAAUUGUUGAAAACCAUGGGCGACCUGCUUGCUUGUUUGUUUGUUUUUCCUCUUUUCUAUCUCUAAUUGUAUCCCACCCUCAUUUACACCCUGGGUAAUGGACUAAAACCUGUUUUAGAGUUGGCUAUAGUGUAUUCUGGUGAACAGCUGAAGAAACUGGGUGAAACUAGGUUAGACUCUUUAGAACUGCCUUUAAUGUGCCUUUUUAUUCAUUUGAGAAGGAUGAAGAUUAAUCGAUGGGCUCAUGUGUAGCAAAUUAAUUAGAAUCUUUUCUUUGGUCACAGCCUUGAAAAUAAGUUUGAUACUCAAUGUCUUUAAGAGACAACAGUAUUCUGUAUUAAAUGCCUGUCGUGUUCUCAAAACAAUCAAGAUACUCAAGUAUACUCAGUAAGCCACAUAAUGUGUAGGCUGGCAGGCUUUCCUGUGGUUUGUUUAGUUAAGAAACACAUACUAAAACAGCAACACAUGAUACACAGUCCACAAAACCCACACACUUUCCCAUAUUGCUGACAAUGAUGACCAGAAAAUAAAUAGAUGGUGGCCAUUUUUCUGUCAGAUGCAAUUUAAUAGUUAUUUAUGUUUGAGUUACCAGAGAAAAAUAGUUUUCAUGUGUAGUCAGUUGCUAUUAUUUUGUUUUAAAGCCAGAACUUGCCAAAUAGACGAAAAAGAGAAUUUGUCUGAAACUUUGUAAAGCCCAUUUUCUGUAGAGUUGCAAGUGAGCUCUGGUGUCCUUGACCAGCAGUGCUAGCGUUAAAGCCUGUCCCGCAAUCACGUCCUCACUGCGCUACAAUUUGGUUGGAGUCAUUUUGGAUCUUGUUGAGUGAUUUCUGUGGAUUGUACUUAUCUGAAAAUAAUUAUGGCUUACUAAUUUUACAAAACUUUCAAAGAAUUUGGAAACACAGUCUAGGCAGUUGCAAAGAGGCAAAGAGAAUGCAGUGACUUUUUUUUAAUGAGAUAAUUUUUAAACAAAAUACAAAAAAAUUUGCAGACAAGUUGGCUUGCUGUAUUCCUUUAUUUAUAGCUGUUAGUUGCAGGUGUGUCUUUCCAAUAUAUGCAACACAUAAUUGGGUUUUAAUUCGAGCACAUGGUCGAGGACUGCUGCAGAGACGCAGGGCUACCUCAGCUCCUUGUCUUUAGUUCUCUUUGCCCCGUCUACAUGCUGAAGCUACGGUACUUGUCUGCUUGUCUCUGGCUGUGCGGCAUGCAGGCGGCUGCCAGCCUCACUGCCGCGGCACUCCCAAGUGCUCCCUUGCAGUCCCCUGCAUGGCCACCACCUUCUGGCUUCAUGCUUUUUCUUUAUAUCUAGUGUGAGGUUUUCAUGACAUUUAGUCAGUCAUGUAACUCAAGAUGCUACCAUGUAGACACACUGUAUUUUUAAGGCGGGCAAGUGUGAUUAACGAUGAACCAUUUUAAAGGAGAGGUGAUUUGAAACCUCUAAUUUGAUUACCGGGAGGAUUUUCAUGCUUUCUUUAGUAUUUAUUACCAUCAUACCAGUGCAAACUAUUUUACUGUCUAAGACAUUAGCAUUUUGUAUUUUGAUGGAAAUUGUUACAGAAUUUAAAGAUUUGAUGAAAUAAGAUGUAGCAGAUUUUUUGUAGCAAGUUUCUGGUAAAAGGGUUUUUGCAAGUCUCAGGUUCUUGCUGCUCUGUCUCUUCUUUAGUAUUUAUUCCAGUUUCUCUACUUCAGAAGCAUUCUGUUGAAGUAACAGCAGCAUUUGUGAAAGGGGGAAAUCUGCACACAUUCUCAGUGGGUUUCUGAAUCCUGCACGGGAAUUAAGGUUUUAGCCAUCAGUGAGUUUUACAAGGGAAAUUCAUUUAUGUACGACAUUUAAAAAUGCUUUCAAAAGAUCACGUCUUAAUUUAUGUUUACCCUUGAUGUAGAUGGAGAAAUCAGAGGUAAACUCAGUAUAGGAACUGCCACUUUGAACAGUUUUGGUCUCAAAGACAAAGCCAGUCUCACGCCAAGGGGGGAGAAAUGAGCUGAAAGGCGCCAACUCUUCAGGCCCCUUCCCCCGAAGAGAAACAAACUACCCCAUGUUCGCUUGUUUCACAGAUAUCUGGUGGUUCUUUAGAUUAAAGCAGCUCGUGAAAUUAUCCAAGUCGACUCAGUUUUGUUUACCUUUCUGUAAAGUUCUUAAUUUUUGCUGUAUAGCAUUGGCAAAAAUAAUGUACAAAUUGACCUCUGUUCUUACUUCCUAUGUGAGCAUUAUAAACGAUAAGCUCCUGUGUAAAACCUUACUCUCAGAUCAAUAAAUGAUGUGCAUCAGCCCAGCCAAGCAAAAGCUCGUGCUCAGCGCGGGGACCCGGGAGCUCCAUGCCGCUGAGGGAACUGCUUUAGGUUUGAAACUGACGGCUGUGGAAUAAAUUGUGUUUUUGAGCUUGAAUCUUACCUGUGAUUUUUUAACAUCCUUUCAUGACUUGAUUUUUCUUGUAUGCCAAUGUAUUUGUAGGUUUACUGGGUUUUAUUUUUAGGGAGUGGGGUGGUAAUUUCCUUUCUUCUCUUGUUUUGAUUAAGUUGGUUCAGCUAUGGUGCUAAUCAAUAGGUAUUUCAGUGUCAGGUUCCGUAGCUGAAUGCCAUUGUUGUUUUAAUUAUUAUUUGUAAUCAUAUUGUAAGCUUGAAUUUGAGCUUGUACCUACAUCUUUUAUACUUUGUACAUUUGGUUGUUUAGACUUUGGGAGUCCUAUUUGGUUUUGGUCUUGUAUGUCUACUUUGUAGAUUAAGUACACUUCAUCAACUAUGGUCUAUAUUGGGUUUGUAGUUUAAUUUAGAAUUGUGUUAAAUUGAUGUUUUGCAUUUGACUUCAUUUUACAUUAGUUUGGAGUAAAUUAUUUAAUUUUUGAAUUCUGGAAUUUGAACAUUUACUGUAAUUUGUAAUAUAACUGCUGUGAAAUACUUGAAUAAAGAUGAUAAGAACAUGUCUUUCUUUA